AAAAUUCAGAAUGUAUAGGAAUUUCUCACGAUAUUAAUCUAAAAUAAAUUAUUACACUUGAAAAAAACAUUGAAGGUACGAGCACUCUUAUUUCACUGUAUUUAAUACAGUAUUUAAUGGUGGCACUGGACUUUUUCAAUUUAAGUACUUACAGCUGUAGCCUGUAAAGAUUUUUCAUUGUGAACCGUUCGCAAACAUCAAAUACUGUAAUUUUUAACUGAAUUAACUGAAGCGUGUACGCAAUACAAAUAUCAAAUACGACUGUGCAGUUUACACCAUUUAAAUGAUCGAACUGUUUUUUAAAACAUGGUUGUAAGUUGUAAAUUAUCCGACGUGUAUUUGUUUUUUGAAACAUGGUUGUAAGUUGUAAAUUAUCCGACGUGUAUUUACUAUUCAUACUUGUAAUGAAACUAUUCCUAACUUCCUGUCAAUGUCUUUAUUAAUUUAAAUAUUUAAUUGGAUUGAAUUGUUUCCAUCAAUAAUUACUCUUAAAUUCCAUGCUCAGCGCUGUAGGCUGUACUCUGCAUUUUAAUUGGCUGCAAUCCUUGCCAAAAAAAUUAUACCCACCCACGUGCAAUUUCGCACGUCUUAACGGAGCCGAGCGUCACGUGGUGCGGCUGCAAGCGUAAAAUUACACGCGCCAUACAAAAAUAACGCCAGUGUCGCAAAUUUUCCCCCGAAGAAAGACAAAGCAGGCGCCGUUAAGCAUCAUCGGACGGUUUGUUUCCCGGAUCUUUCCACCGUUCGUUGGCCACUCUCCAUCAUUUGCAUCUGUACAAAUCGAAAUUUACCAGUUAAAAAUAUCGCCAAUCAUUUGCAGCCGAUUUGCUAUUCGUAUCUUAUCAAAGCACCUGUCAAAGCGUUGAGGAUUUUGAUUUCUCCCGAGUGCUUAGUAGAGAGCUGCGAGUCGGUGAUUUCUCGUUGGCUUGAACAGUCGCGUUCAGUUUUAUGAGUGUUGAUUCUGUGGAACUGCGCCGUGUGUUGUGAAGUCUUCUCCAUGGCUAUCGACGAGCGACCAAAAACGGGGUACACCUACGCGAUGGGGCUGGGUUACCGACGCGACGGCAUCCACAAUCCCGAAAUGCCUAACAUGUGUCGUUACAGUUUGGAUUAUUACGCACAAGGAACAGCAUCAUCGUCUGCCGCUGCAUCAACAUCCGCGGCAUCGUCUUCCUCACAGGUGGUCUCACAGCGGCGCCAAAUCACUUCGUCUGCCGCGGAUCGCUCCUAUGCCUACGAUCAUGAUGACGGGGAGGAGAAUUUUAUUCAACAGCGACGAAGUUUCCGUCAGUCUUCCGCGCGACCAGAACCAAGCUCUCCGAUGUUUAUGAGUGGCUUGCAUGCCGUUAGCAAUUUCAUUAAGCGGAGCGUACGCGUGGUGACGUCCACCACUACCACGACUAACCACUUGAACCAUGCUACGGAUGAGGAAGACAGCGACGUCAACACCAGCCGAACACUUGUUAAUGGCCGCAUCACUCCCGAAUCUCGGUCUGGAUCUGGAACAGAAUUUUCGGAUUUGAAGAACAGUUCCGGUCGUUCGGGGGCGUACUCGGCGUCCCGUGGUGAUCAGACAUCCUUAUCAGCUACCAGUUCAAUGCGCCGGGAGCAGGGUUACAUUCGCAAGCCCGAUGCGGUUGGCAAUGGCGUCUAUUACAACGGCCAUCAUAGUUUCUCGCAUCCCCUGGAAAGAUCCACUCGCACCGCUUCCACUGCCCAGUCUGUAUUUGAUACGGUGCGUCAGCGGUUUAUUGACGUCGUGACAAAGACCACCACAACCGUGACCAAUAUCUUCAACCAAACGGAUGACAAUACUACUGGAGAACAUCGUAAUCUGACGGAGAAGCGGCCCCGUCGAUCUCGUUGGGCGCUAUGCUGUUGGUGUUUGCCACUGCUCCUUUUGCCACUCUUAUUAGGUUUAUUGCCGGCAUUUUGGCGCUCGGCGGAAACAGGUGCUGGCAGCAACACGACUGUGAUAGAUCGGUUUUAUGGUGGAUUAUGGCCGGCUUUAUGGGGAAUGGGCCGCGACGCCACGGUGGUGCAUUAUCACUUCAACGGCACGAAUCUCACAAGGCAGGAACUGGAAGAAAUUAUUCAGUGGAAAUUUAAUCAGCUUCCGGUGGCUAAAAACUGCUGUGAUGAUCUCGAACACAUCCGAUCUCAAACGAAGUUGCUGGUAGACAGAAUUAAUGAUCUCAGCAAAACUUCAAGCGAGCGCGAAACACAUCGCUUGAACGAUGAAGUACGAAAUCGCCAGUCGCUCGAAUGGAUGCGGCAGUCGUUAGAAAAGCUGCGAUUAUUCGUGAUCAAACUGGAGGAAGACGCGAAGACGCCUCGAGAGGAAUACGUACCUAAAGUGGUUCAGGAACGAGAACGGUUCACGUUGGACGAUGUCCGGAUUUUGAUUGCGCAGAUGAUCAAGCGCUAUGAUGAGGAUAAGAUCGGCGAACCGGAUCACGCUCUGGAAUCAGCUGGCGGCACAGUGAUUAGUACACGCUGCACGGAGGAUUACAAGUGGGGACAUGCACAGUUCAGUUUAUUUGGCAUCCCUUUGUGGACAUGGACCACGUCGCCCCGCUUGGCUAUUCAGGAUGAUAUCCGUCCUGGUCAGUGUUGGGCCUUCAAAAAUCAUACCGGCUUUCUUGUCCUGAAGCUGGCUGGUCUCGUCCGUCCUACGAGUUUUACGAUUGAUCAUCUUCCCCGAAAUCUGUCUCCCACCGGCAAGAUUGACAGUGCACCGAGGAAUUUUCGAGUAUUGGGUCUCUUGUCGGAACAAGGUCCUCCAGUUCUCCUGGGAGAAUACGAGUACCUGGACAAUGAUGAAUCCCUGCAGAAUUUUCAGAUUCAGACAAAACUGGAACCGACCCAAUCGUUUGGCUAUAUUGAACUGGACAUCACUUCCAACCACGGGAAUCGGGAUUACACAUGCCUGUACCGCUUCCGGGUGCAUGGCGUGAUGAUGCAGCGUGGGAAUUUUUGAUUCGACGAAUCGACAUGAAUACCGUAGUCCUAUUUGCCACUUGGAAUGAAUUCUGGUCAUGAAUCUGUUUGAAAAUUAUGCCAAAGUAUGCCUUUAUGCGGGAGGGAUGCGUAUGCGUUGUACCUGAUGGUGCUCUUUUUGUUCGCUACUGAAUCGCGUUAUUUGCGUUAAACGGGGGGGGGAGCAUGUGUCUGAGACGAGCUUGUUUUCCAAUUGAUCUCCGGUUAUGAAUGGAUUUGUACAGAACCAAUGAAGCGGAUUUUAUGCAUUUAACAGUUUUCGCCGAUUGCUUUUGAUUGUGUGAAUUUUACUGGUAGCUUCUUGAUGGUUUGAUCUGAACGUUUUUAUUAAAGAGAAAGG
Paramacrobiotus metropolitanus is the source of this 3340-nucleotide messenger RNA. RefSeq lists its product as uncharacterized. Gene Ontology annotation, biological process: nuclear envelope organization. Gene Ontology annotation, cellular component: nuclear envelope; meiotic nuclear membrane microtubule tethering complex. Lineage: Eukaryota; Metazoa; Tardigrada; Eutardigrada; Parachela; Macrobiotidae. Gene Ontology annotation, molecular function: protein-membrane adaptor activity. The transcript has 16 exons. The record is from RefSeq and is a predicted model, not a curated record. The coding region runs from base 998 to 2980 and encodes 660 amino acids.